Molecule: messenger RNA, 4472 nt
Organism: Amphiprion ocellaris (clown anemonefish)
Lineage: Eukaryota; Metazoa; Chordata; Actinopteri; Pomacentridae
Gene: gpr78b
Product: G protein-coupled receptor 78b
Exons: 3
Coding region: 694-1716 (340 amino acids)
Biological process (GO): adenylate cyclase-activating G protein-coupled receptor signaling pathway
Cellular component (GO): membrane
Molecular function (GO): G protein-coupled receptor activity
Source: RefSeq, a predicted model, not a curated record
UGGUCACGGCAGAUGCGUCUCCAAUUAUCCAGGGGCAAAUCCCGGGGUUUCGCUGCUCCUUUUCCACUCUAGACCCACGCUGAUAUCUGAGCAACGCGGUCCACGCAAGAAAUUGACGUAUGAAUCGAUUAGUUGAUGGCUGAUUUGGGUUUGCGCCCAAGUUUACGCAAAGGAAAAUCAAACAAGGCACCAACAGAUGGAAAAUCUGAUAAAAGACUCCUCCAAAAUGCCAGAAAUGAUGCGUGAUUUGAAAGUACACUGUGUCUCUGGCUGUGAUGUGACCGAUGCUGGACGUGUUAUGUAAAACUGCCCUUCGUUUCAGUAGACAUGCUGCUCUCCACCCCGGUGCCCCUCAGUCCUCCCUGCCGCCUCCGUAAACGGUCCUAGUGGCUGAAAGGCAGGCCACAUGCGCCGCGUUCACUUUGCAAAGCUACACUGGUGGACUUGUCGGAUGUUAAUGGAUACUAAUGGGCAUAUUUGAGGAGAGCGGUGGCUGCGGCUGCUCGGUUCAGCACGCUGGAGAGCGCUCCGGGAAAUUAGAGAGGUCGGCGGCGCGGGAUGCUUGAGGACUUCACUGAAAUCCAUUCGGGGAUCUGCUGGAGAGGUGAGCGACGGGUGACCAUGUUUCAUCUGAAGUGCUUAAUACCAUCCACGGGAGCAGUUUACCGCAGAGUGGACUUUCUGGAAUAAGACAUGGACUUUGCUGAAAUUAUUUUCGCUCUGUUCAUCGUCGUGGUCGCGGUCAUCUCGCUGCUGUCAAACUUGUUGGUGCUGCUAUGUUUCGUGCACAGCACCGAGAUACGCCGACAGGUUCCAGGUGUGUUCACCAUGAACUUGUCCUUCUGCAACAUACUCAUCACCGUUCUGAACAUGCCGGCCACUUUAGUGGGGAUCAUCAGGAAGCAGCAGCCCUUUGGAGACUGCGUUUGUCACACGGUGAGCUUUCUGGAGACUUUUCUGACCGCCAACACCAUGCUGAGUAUGGCAGCUCUCAGCAUAGACCGGUGGAUAGCGGUGGUCUUCCCGCUCAGCUACUCCACUAAGAUGCGCUACAAGGACGCAGUGAUUAUGGUGUGCUACUCCUGGCUGCACUCCUUCACAUUCUCCCUCACGGCUCUGCUCUUCUCCUGGGUCGACUACAGCGACGUUUACGCGUCUUGCACUUUGCAGCCCAACGAGGAAGACCGCGACAGGAUUAAGUUUACAAUCUUCACCAUCGUUUUCCACGUUACCAGUUUCAUGCUGUCGCUUCUCAUCUUGUGUUUCACCUACUUAAAGGUGUUAAAAGUCGCCCGGUUUCACUGCAAGAGGAUUGACAUUAUCACAAUGCAGACUCUUUUUCUGCUGGUCGACAUUCACCCCAGCGUGAAACAAAGAUGUUUAGCUGAGCAAAAGAGGAGAAAGCAGAGAGCCACAAAGAAGAUCAGCAUCUUCAUCGGCUCAUUUAUCGUCUGCUUUGCUCCUUAUGUAAUUACACGGCUGGCUGAGCUUCUUCCCUUCGUGGACAUCAACCGCCACUGGGGAAUCAUCAGUAAGUGCCUGACAUACAGCAAGGCUGCGUCCGACCCCUUUGCCUACUCCCUCCUGCGUCAGCAGUACAGGAAAGUCCUGGUUACCGUCGUCAACAGGCUGCUCCGCCGUGACCUGUACCCUUCAUCUGGCCAUAACAGCUCUUUAGACACCGAGAAUGACUACUGUCUCCAGAGGAUCAGCUAAUGGCAAACACAGGACACAGCAGAUACACACUACAGUCCAAGCCAAAAAUAAAGGUUGCCUCUUGAAAGACUGUAGGCGGAGGAGGUAGAAUUUAGAGCGAGAGAGAGAGAGACGACUGGAUAUUGUUAGCAAGGGAAAAGAGCGUAGAAAGAGAGGACACAUGGUGGGUGGAGGGCAAAAAAAAGGGAAAAAUACGGAAGAUAGUGGGUGGAGAAGAAUGAAAAGACAGUAAUGAAGGGGAGGAUGAAGAGGCUAAAGGGUGAAGAAGAAAUGGAUGAGGGAGAGGCAGGAACAAUGUGGAGAUGUUGGCCUGACAGAUGACAGUAUCGGUAAACAAGGGAUGUGUGAUUCAUCACCGACAACAAACCACACAAACCACAAAGAUGCACACACAGAUCAAUCCCACUGAAUCUGUUAGGGUUCAGAUUAAUCUCAGACUGAAAGACCACACAGCUGGAGAUGUGCCCUUCCUCACUUUGACAGAUAUGUAAAAAGUGGCCUUUUGUACUGUACCAACCUCUUUAUAGUUCUGGCACAUCCACAUGAUCUGAUCCAGCCACACUGCUGUGACAGAACCUGGUAGGCGGUUAAGUGAAGUUUUUCCAGCGUCUGGAUAAUGGAUGUACUCUACUGCUGCACAUUAUUGCCAUGUUCUGUAUUGACCGUGUUAGACUACUUGCAGUGUCAUGUCAGUCACUGAAUAUUGAUGCACUUUGUCUAAUUCUCUCAGAGCUACCAUAGUUACAGGAGCCAAAGGCAAUUGAAAUUUACACCAUAAUGUUGAAGGGUAAGUCUGGUGAUCGCCUAUAGUUUUUUCAUUGUCUACAACUUCCAUGAAAUGACAAAAAAAAAGUACAAUAUGUUGCGAGCUUUCCUAACUUUGUGUAUUUUGGGAUUUUUUUUGUCUUCAUUUGAGUGACAGAAGCUGACUGACAGUGAACAAAGGAAAGGGAUAAGACUUGCAAAAUAGGUUCAGGUCCUUAACCAGAAUCAAAAUAGAAACAUUUCAACUUUAGGGAUGUGUAUUCUAACCAGUCUGCCACCAGAGGCCUCAGUGAGAUAAGUGCUUCAAUUUGAAAAAACUCGUUUUAGUUCAGGGGCCACAUUCAGCCCAAUUUGAUCCCAGAAAAUCAGGGCUUAAUAACCUAUAAAUAAGGACAACUCCAAAUUCUUCCCUUUGUUUCAGUGCAAAAAAGCACAUUCCACAACGUUCACAUUAAAUGAAUUAUCUUUUUACAAAACAUCCUGAAUAAUAUGAAGUUUCUUAAGAAAAAUAAGUGAAAUUUCAACAGUGUUAUGCCUCAGUAUAUCAUUUACACGGUGCAUUUACAAAGACACAAAACAUUUUGUCGCAGGUAUCUGGAACUGAUCAAAAAUAGUAUUUUACAACUUGUCAGGAUCUAGAAAUGAUUGAAAAUGUACAUUUAUUUCCACACCUGUGUAGUAAUCCUGACAUACCACACAAACUAAACAUUUAAGAAAGAAGGUUCAGUUGUCCCCAUGCCUUGUAAAUGUCCAAAAUUUAUACACAAAAAAUGCAUAAAUGUUAUGGCAGUGCAUCAACAAUAGCCAAUAUUAUAUUGCACAAUGUUCAAUGCCUUAAAUAUUUUCACAGUAUGGAUUCAUUUUCGCCACUCACACUUUGUGAAGUCAUCCUGCGGCUUGGAUUGGAGCCUCUGGCAGGACAGUUUUGGCCCACAGGCCGUAUGUUUACCACCCCUGCUCUACAGGCAUUUAUGAAACCACUAAAAGCUCUUUUUGGAUCAAAGUUACAUAUUCUGCAGUUUCUUUUCAUGAAAAGCAUCCCCUCCUGUCUGACACUGGCUUAGAUAAAGAAGUCUCUGCUUCUUUCUUCACCAACACCUCCUCCACUAGAUGCUGCUCUAAGUGCUGCUCACCUGCAGCUCAGCUUCAAAACUGCAAAACUACUCUGCAUGACACAAUCACAAGAUGUAAAACUGGAGUAAUUUAUCCAUAAAAUGAUUCUGAGAUCUGUUUACCAUGUGUUUGCUUAGUCUGCAAAGUGUCACAGUUGUGUCGUACGUUGUUUAAUGAACUCUCCUGUGGAUUAAACCAGCAUAUUCUCAACUCCAGGAGGCAGGAGGCUUUCCACUCCUUGGCGCCAGACCAUAAAAAUGUUCCAGAAAUUCUUUACACGUGUACAUCUAAAAUUGCUUUCAAAUAUCUAUAGCUGUAAUCCUAACCUCCUAAGAUCUGGACACCCCAGAAUCUAUUGAUUGUUGGAUUUGGUCUUUUCAUGGGUUUUGUUCACAGCAUUUGAACACAGCGUAGCACCAGACUCACCCUUUAAAGUGUGACUUUGUAACUGAAUGUACUAGAUAGCCCACUUUUAUCUGAAAUGCAUUUGUACAAAUGUGUUUUGUUUUUUUCGUUCAGUUUUUGCCAGUUGACUGGAAAAAUGUUUCUAUGGAUAUUUACACAAUCUGGGUAUAUAUUUUGCACUGUAAAGGAACAACGUUUUGUCUAGAUAAUUGGGCAGCAAUGUGAUGUAGCAUAGGAAUGGUUUUAAAGUGCUUUAAAACUAAAACACACUCCUUUGUGUUUGUGCCAGGUUUGAUAUGUGACUUUUUCAGCUGCUCUAUACUUAAACCAGAAGAGCUGCUUUAUUAUUAAAAAUCUAUUUAUUUUGAUGUAUUUUACUCACAUGUAUUUUUCCUCCUGAAGCCACUUGCUGUUCUUUGACAGUGUGAUUAGCUGUUAGUGGUACAUGUGCAAUAAAAGCUGUCAGUUAUAAA